Messenger RNA from Phragmites australis (common reed), 997 nucleotides. Its product is annotated as MAPK kinase substrate protein At1g80180-like. The record is from RefSeq and is a predicted model, not a curated record. NCBI's taxonomy places the organism in Eukaryota, Viridiplantae, Streptophyta, Magnoliopsida, Poales, Poaceae. The transcript has a single exon. The coding region runs from base 465 to 749 and encodes 94 amino acids.
GUGGUUGGAGCACUAGACAGUAGGAACCCAUCGGGCGAGGCACGGCAGAUCCAGCGGCCGCGCGCGGGGCAUCCUCUCCUUCCUUGAACGCGUCGACGCUCGCAGCAGCCACCCCGCGAAUCGAAUCGCAACCGACGCAACACACAAGGAAACGGAGCAGGUGAAUCAGCCGGUCAGCAAGCGAUCUCGACGGGCGAUCAGAGUACAUUGUCUCAAGAAACCGUGGCCAUUUUUAUCGCCUCGAGUCGACCGGCCACCGUCCCUUUUAGUUCCCUCCCUCCUACCCCGUAAAGAUUUGAUCUUUUAUCGCAACCGCCCCGGCGGCUCGGUUUCAAUUCUACGCGCGUACGUUCUCCUCUAUCGAUUGUUUGCCUCCGUGCAUCUGCACGCCAAGUUCAACGCCGGCUCACCUCGCCAGCCACAGCAUCUUCUCCUGCUGCGUCGACCGCGCGCGGGCCGCGUGCAUGGCGGGGCUGCAGCGGUCGAGCGAAACGUUCCGCCGGUCGGGCUCGUCCGGGCUGGUGUGGGAGGACAAGAACUUCUCCGGCGAGUUCAAGCCGGCGGCCGCGGUGGAGCGCAGCCGAUCGACCGGGCACGAGCACGGCGGGUACAGGGCGGCCGGGCGCGUGCCGCCAGCGCUCGACCCGCCGUCCCCGCGGGUCGCUGUGUGCGGCUUCUGCAGGCUCUUCGGCGGCGGCGGCAAGGGCAAGGACGGCGGCAAGGCGAAAGCAAAGGGCAGGUGCCACUGAUCUGUACUGUGUGCCAGCAUCGAUCGGAACGUACUCCAUUUGGUAGCUUCUGUUAGUUUCUAUUCUUCCUUUUGUGGGCGCAUUUCGCAUGUCCAGGUAGUAAUAGAGCACAAAGAAUCAUAAUUGAGAUGCUUGUGUAGAGUAGAAGUGAAUAGUAGGUGUCAGACUGUCAGUGCUCUCAUGAAUUGGAUUGUACAGUGUGCUUUAUUUCGUGAGAAAUUGAAGUUACAUGUGUUCUUGUUGCACCA